Metarhizium brunneum ARSEF 3297 is the source of this 1638-nucleotide messenger RNA. RefSeq names its product DnaJ 1 (gene DnaJ1). The record is from RefSeq and is a predicted model, not a curated record. Lineage: Eukaryota; Fungi; Ascomycota; Sordariomycetes; Hypocreales; Clavicipitaceae. Gene Ontology annotation, cellular component: cytoplasm. Gene Ontology annotation, biological process: protein refolding; response to heat. Gene Ontology annotation, molecular function: heat shock protein binding; ATP binding.
AUGAAUUCCAACCUUUUCACAAAGGCCGCCGCGCCUGCGCGAGUGAUUGCGCAUGCCAAGUUUGGUGGUCAACCAAAGAUCCGACAAUGCCUGAACAAAGGAGCAAAGCUUCAUACAGCUGCUUUUCGCACCAGUCCCCGUGAAAAAUGCACACGGGUGAAGCGAAACAUCAUUCCAUCAACUAAGAGAUUCUUCCACAGCACUGAUUCUCUGUCCCAAAAAGACCCGUACAAAGCUCUUGGCGUAAGCAAAUCAGCGUCUGCCUCAGAAAUCAAGAAGGCCUAUUAUGGCUUGGCGAAGAAAUUUCAUCCCGAUACGAACAAGGACCCAAAUGCGAAGGAGAAGUUUGCCGAUGUCCAAUCAGCAUAUGAGAUUCUGUCCGACCCGAAGAAGAAGGAACAGUAUGAUCAAUUUGGUGCUGCCGGCUUUGACCCUAGCGGCGCACCAGGAGGAGACCCAUUCGGAGGAGCUGGCAACCCGUUUUCUGGCUUUGGGGGGCAAGGUGGCUUCGGUUCGCAGGGUGGCUUUGGCGGAGGCUUCAACUUUGAGGACAUUUUUUCGGCAUUUACUGGCCAGCAGGGUCCUUUUAGCGGUCGACGAGGCGCACGGUCGAAUCCUUUCCAGCAAGAAAUCCUUGUCGGCGAUAACAUUGAGGUGCAAGCCAGCAUAACUUUCAUGGAGGCUGCGAAGGGCACUAGUAAAACAAUUAGUAUUACUCCAUUGACGGCUUGUGGGACGUGCACUGGUAGUGGACUGAAAGCUGGCACACAACGCUCGCCUUGCAAGUCAUGUAAUGGCACUGGCACUCGAUUGCACUUUAUGCAAGGCGGCUUCCAGAUGGCUUCGACUUGUGGAACUUGCGAAGGCACGGGCACAACUAUUCCAAAGGGUUCCGAGUGUCGAACUUGCUCCGGCAAUGGUGUUGUUAGGGAACGAAAGACCAUCACCAUCGAUAUUCCUGCGGGCAUUGAGGAUGGCAUGCGGUUGCGCGUGGACGGCGCCGGAGACGCCCCGCCAACAGGAAAGACUGCCGACCCGAACGCCAGGACUCAGCGUGGAGACUUGUAUGUUUUCGUUCGUGUGGCUAAGGACCCCAAAUUCAGUCGCGAGGGCUCCAACAUACUAUAUACCGCCAAUAUUCCUCUUACCACGGCCUUGUUAGGUGGCCAGGUCAACAUCCCGACACUCGACGGCUCAGUCAAUGUCAAGGUCGCCACGGGCACCAACACUGGCGAUAAGAUGACGCUCACUGGCAUGGGGAUGAAGAGAUUGGGUGCCCGAAGAGGCGGAGCUGGUGACCUCAGGGUCGAGUUCCGCGUGAACAUGCCCAAGUAUCUCAGCGCAAACCAGCGGACCAUUGUUGAGAUGCUUGCCGAUGAGAUGGGUGACAAGACGGCUCGACGAGUGAUGAAUGUCUCGUCAACAUCAAACAACGACGCAUCAAACCCAGAUUCACAUAAGAACGAAGGGUUUCUAAAGUCCAUGUGGCACACACUUACAAACCACCCAGCACAUCAAAAAGAAGGCGAUGAAAAGUCGAGCGCCGACAAGCCCGAUGCCAAGAAGGACUCUAAGCCCGACAAUAAGGAUAACAAGCCAAAAGACGAGCCUAAAAAGUCGGAUUCUGGACCAGCCUAA